GCUUGAGUGCAUACACAUUACUCUGAACAUAUAACCCUAACUUUUGAACAGCAGGAUAUGUCGUGACGGUCGGAAUUCUCCCGCAAUGAAUGCGGAUGCGCAGAAAUCUCUCGCGACCCGUCCUCGCGUCCUUCGCCAGCGUUCCCAAAGUGCUGUGACCAAAGUUUCUCCGCUCGCCGAUGCCUUGACAGCAGCUGAUUCAGACGCCUCUAAGAAAUCGUCAGUGAAACACCGACACGCGCACUCGCAUCAUCAUAUUCCACACCACCCAAAGCGCUUUGCAAAAGAUUUCUUGGGACUUCAGAAUGGUCAUUCCUUCACUGAGCUUUCCAAGCAGAGCAGCAGGGUUUCCGUCGCCCCGGAACAAGUCGCCUCGACCGGGAACAAAGAGUUGAACGAUAGUAGGAAAGGGAGUAUUGCUGGCAACAAUGUGGACGGCACGGUUGUGCUCACUGUGGACAAUGGAAUUUCUGGCGAGGAGGCAGAGAGACUGUUCUUGCAGGAGUACUGGAAGAACAAGGCGAGAGAAAGCGAGCUAAAAUCCACACUACAUAAUCUCUCGGAAGAGAGCCUAAAAACAACGCGGCGCUUAGACGACUUAUAUUAUGAUCUCCUGGAGAGAGUGGCCAAUUUGCAAUCAACGAUAAGCAAUCUUCAGGAACUGUCCAAUCUCACUGCACAGCUUCACAAACAAUUCCGCAAAGAGACCGACGAACUCACAAGCGAUCUUCAGAAGCAGAUUGACGGCUUUGAAGGCUUCAAGACGCAGCAACGUACAAUCGACACGCUUGAUACACGUGUAAGAGAAAGCAAACGGAAAGCCGACAAGUUGAGCGAGAGACUGGAGGCUGCAAGGGAAAAGGUCUCCGUACUGGAGGUGCAAGAGAAGGAGUGGCAAGACUCAGUGAAUUGGCGUCUGCGCUGGAUGUACAUCAUCUUGGGCACCGUCGUCGGCACAAUACUUGCAGUUUGUUCUUUGCCAUACAUGGGCUACGGACUGGGCGACGCGAUCAAGCAUCCAUCCGUGGAAAAUCAAGGUAAUCUAGCAGCGAAGUCAUUGGAAAGUCUAACGACCGUUCCGACGUCCGUGAAGAGCAUGAUUGAAGAUGCGAUCGGGACUCAAAUCAACACACGUGCGGGACCGGUUACAUUCGAUGCACUAAAAGGCAGCAAUAACACUGCAUUACUGAGCAGAACCUCGAAGCCACCGGAGUCAACUUCUCCGGCAAAACAGGACGCCCUGCUACGCAUUUUCGACGAACUGUAAAGGCUCUAUACAGCUAAAAUGCUCGAGUUAGAGGAAAUACAAGCAUUUUCAACGUUGUUAGUCGUACGCGUGUUCAUUGUCCAUCAAGGCAUACACCUUCGCCCAAGGGACUAAGCACUCAUGACUUCUUCAAACCUUUCUUAAACACUGGACUCUGCAAAGCUUUUUCCCAGUCAUGCAGCAUUUCAGUGUUCGCGGUUCCCAUUCGCACUUCAGUACCUGCACGAUUUUUCAUCUCAGCUUCGUACUCUGCGAUGGCCUGGGCCUGCUCAUCGUCAUUGCUCCAGAACUUCUUUACUGCCUCAACCAACUUGACAGCAUCAUUGAUUGAAUGAUUAAGACCCUGUCCACGUUGAUAAGUCAUCACAUGAGCCGCAUCGCCCGCCAGUGUCGUCCUGCCUCCUUUGCUAUCCCAAGCGUGUCCAGGCGCAGCAGGAUCCCAGUCAGUAAUGGCCAUGAACCACAAGGGAUGAUCAUCCGGCAGCCAUUCAUAUGCUGACUUCCAAGGGUCAGCGAAAUGCUUAGCCAAAGAUCGGAUGUGCGCCAUGAGUUGAGGUUGAGUCCACGACGUCAUCUGCUCCUGCUCCUCUAGCGUCAGUUUAAAGGAUAUGUAGAAAAAGAAGAGCCACGUUUCCGGUGCAUCUGCGUCGGAACCGUCUUGCAUCCCAAAGAAGGAGAAACAUCCGAGGGGAUGAACGCCG
Verruconis gallopava is the source of this 1968-nucleotide messenger RNA. RefSeq lists its product as uncharacterized. Bases 86 to 1267 code for a protein of 393 amino acids. The transcript has 3 exons. The record is from RefSeq and is a predicted model, not a curated record. Lineage: Eukaryota; Fungi; Ascomycota; Dothideomycetes; Venturiales; Sympoventuriaceae.